AUGGCUCUGUGUUUUGUCUUCAUGCUGAUGAAGCUGGAAAUUGCUGGACUCUCCCCAGCUCUCCUUGUGUCCUUACGUCUCCUGUCUCCUCGUAUCCUAAACGUGCUGGGCUGCGGCUCAACGAACUGUAACCUGGUGCUGACGGAGGCCCAGGGGGACUUCACGUCGCCCUGCUACCCCCAGGAUUACCCCAAGUCGCAGUCCUGCAAGUGGACCAUGCAGGCCCCCGCCGGCUUCAUCGUCCAGCUCUCCUUCCUGGACUUUGAGCUGGAGGAGGCGCUUGGCUGCAUCUAUGACCGAGUCGUGGUCAACACAGGAAACACCGAUGCUAAGUUCUGCGGCCUGACGGCCAACGGGCUGACGCUGAACUCUACGGGGAACGUGAUGGAGCUGAGCUUUAUGUCUGACUUCAGCGUGCAGAAGAGAGGGUUCAGUGUUAGCUUCCGCCACGUUGCCGUGGCGCUGAGGAACCAGAAGGUCACCAUAACCGGCAACAACGGCAAGGUCACCAAGGUCGCCGGCUCUGUUUCCAUACCGACGCUCAGACACCUGACCGUGUGCUUCGAGGUGGCACGCUCCAGCCAAAAACAGAAAGAGCAGAUCUUCACGUACUCUGACGAUGACGACACGGCGCUGAGCUUCGGCUCCACUCGGAGCAGCAUGGAGCUGGAGGUGGACGAACAGGUCUGCUCCCUCGACUCCAUCAUCACCGCGUCUGACCUCACGUCCUCCAUGAAGCCCCUGUGUGUGACCUGGACGGCGUCCACCGGCCGCGUGGCCGUUUAUUUCAACGGCAACUACCGAGCCAAGACCUGCUCGUCCACCAGUGGGCGCUCCGUGCCGUCCGGAGGGGAGUUCCGGUUAGGAGGGCAGCACAGCUUCGACGGAGCCAUCUAUAACUUCCGGAUGUGGGAUUACGCCAUGACGGUGCAGCAGCUGGCGGCGCUGACCUGCGACACCACGGGGAAUAUCAUCGACUGGGACAACAGCUACUGGGACAUCCCGUCAUCGCUGGCCCAGACCGACUCCAUGCUCAGCUGCAUCUGCUACCCUCAUUGCAUUCGCUUAACUACCGCUGCGCCAACUAGUGGUACAUCCGUGCCCAGCUUCACAACACAUGCUACCAGCUGUGACUCCCCCGGACUGGGCUGCCCAGAAGGUUUGUUCUACCGAAUCUCUUUUGUCGUGGACAACGUGGGCUCCGAGGUGACCGAGGCCGAUGUCGAGCGCGCCGUGGAUCUCUGGCUGAAACAAAGAUUUCAGAACUGGACUCACACGGUCUUCGUAGAUUACAUCAGUGUGCAACCUGCCGUGCUGGACAGAACCGUCACUGCGAGUUACACCUGCCAGGCCCUGCUGGUUUAUCCCUACACCACCAACGAGAGUCUGGACGAGGCGGCCGUGUCCGCCAGGCUCUCCAGCCCCGACGCUCCGGUGGGCGGCGCCCUGAAGAUCCAGAACAGCUCCAUCAGCAUGAAGUCUGUUGAAAACUGUCCAGAGGAGACUCCACUCCACUACCACUGGCCUGAGACCAGACCCAACAUCACGCAGUACCUGCCCUGCUUCCCCAACAAGGAGCAGAGAACCUCCCGGACCUGUGUGAUCAGUCCCCAGAACUUCUCAUCCUAUUGGUCGGCUCCAGACCUCAGCAACUGUACCGACAUCGAUACCAUCGAAGUGUCGGCAGAAAAUGCCGCUGAGGUGGCGGUGCAGCUCUACAACAUCACCAGCAACGAGCUGUCCAAUGACGAGGUGUCCAAAGUGGUGACGAAGGUGAAGGAGCUGGUGAACGUGGCGAAGAUCAACACCACGUUGGCCUCCACCGUGGUCACCAUCAUCUCCAACGUCAUGACCAGCUCUGAGACUGCGCUGGCAGCCGCCUCCGAGAAAGCUCUGAAGACGGUAGACGAGCUGGUCCAGAAGAUUGAGUUUGAGGGCCCGUCGGUCAGCAUCACCUCCAGGCACCUGGCCUUGGGGAUUUCCGCCCUCAACACCAGCAUGUUCAACGGCACUUCGUUCAGCGCCUUCAUCCCCCCUAACACCACCGACCUAGAGAUUGAUUUUAAAUCAGAGCGGGACAACCAUCUGGCCCAGGUCACCCUUCCAGCCACCCUGCUGUCCAACCUCACCCUGACCGAGGCCGACAGAUCCACCGUCUCCCGGAUCAACUUCAUGUUCUUCAGCAAGACCAACCUCUUCCAGAACGAGCAGGGCGGUCUGUCUUUAAACAGCUACGUGGUGGCCAGCAGCGUUGGGAACUACUCCAUCAGUAACCUGCUGGACCCUGUGAAGAUCGAGAUAGCUCACCUGUCCUACCAGCCUUCCCCAAAUCCAGUUUGUAUGUUCUGGGACUUCAACAUGAAAAAUGGUACUGGAGGCUGGAACAGAGAGGGCUGCAGAGUCGCUCCAGAAUCCAACAGCAACAAAACCAUCUGCCUCUGUGACCACCUCACACACUUUGGCAUCCUCAUGGACAUCUCCGGAGCUGCGGCUCAGGUGGACGGGAGGAACACCAAGAUUCUGACCUUCAUCACCUACAUCGGCUGCGGCAUCUCCGCCAUAUUCUCCGCCGCCACGCUGCUCACUUACAUUGCCUUUGAGAAGCUCCGGCGUGACUACCCGUCGAAGAUCCUGAUGAACCUCAGCACGUCCCUGUUGUUCCUCAACAUGGUGUUCCUGUUGGACGGCUGGUUGGCCAGCCUCGGCACUGAUUGGCUGUGUGUGUCGGUGGCCAUCUUCCUGCACUACUUCCUGCUGACCUCCUUCACCUGGAUGGGGCUGGAGUCCAUCCACAUGUACAUCGCCCUCGUCAAGGUCUUCAACACCUACAUCCGCCGAUACAUCCUCAAGUUCUGCAUCGUCGGAUGGGGUCUCCCUGCUUUGCUGGUGGGAAUUGUGGUCGCCGUGGAUAAAAACUCCUACGGCAAGCAGCAGUAUGGGGCAGCGCAGCCGGGACAGGAAUCCUCCGAGUUCUGUUGGAUCCGGAGUCCAGUCGUCUUCUACACCACGUGCGUCGGCUACUUCUGCCUGGUGUUUCUCAUGAACAUAGCCAUGUUCAUCGUGGUGAUGCUGCAGAUCUGUGGCCGCAACGGCAAGCGCAGCAACCGCACGCUACGAGAGGAGGUUUUGCGAAAUCUCCGGAGUGUCAUCAGCCUCACCUUCCUGCUGGGAAUGACGUGGGGCUUCGCUCUGUUCGCCUGGGGGCCGGUCAACCUCGCCUUCAUGUACCUCUUCACCAUCUUCAACUCACUCCAAGGUCUGUUCAUAUUCGUCUUCCACUGUGCCUUGAAAGAAAACGUCCAGAAGCAGUGGAGGAGAUACCUGUGCUGUGGCCGAUUCAGGCUGGCAGACAACUCAGACUGGAGUAAGACGGCCACCAACAACACGAAGAAGGUGAGCUCGGACAACCUGGGCAAGUCGCUCUCCUCCAGCUCGUUCGGCUCCAGCACCGCCAACUGGACGUCCAAGGCCAAAGCCACGCUCAACCCGUUCACCAAGCGCCACAGCAACACAGGUAAAUGCUACUCCAACCAGACCAGCCCCAAGUGCGUCUCCUCGUCCUCCUCCUCCUCGGAGGCGGAGCCCAACUCCUCGUCCUCGUCCUCGUCCAUCCUGCCCGUCAGCCAGAUGAUCGACAAGGUCAAAGGUUACUGCUCCACGCGCUCCGACAACUUCUACAAGAACAUCAUCAUGUCCGACAGCUUCAGCCACAGCACCAAGUUCUAGAAACGCCGAACCCCCGUCCUCCCUCCCUCCCUCGGCGUUCUUGGGGUUUCUAGAAGCCCGCGAAGCUCUGAAAGCUCUGAAACUGACUGUCGUUAAAAACCCUCCUCCUCCUCCUCCUUCACCUCACUGGCAGCUUCAGCCACAUAGAAAGGUUCGAGAACGCAAGGGCAUCUUCUCGGAACCGUCCACGGCGUUCUUGGAUUUACCCCGUGACGUUUUAGGACCCGCAAAACUGCCGCCAAAAGCUCUUGAAUCCUCCUCCGCCCGAGUGAUAACUGUAUGUUUCCUCUUCAUUUGACAGCUUGCUGACCUUUUUUUUUUUUGACCACCACUGGCAGAAUGAAGUUUAAGAAACCUUCGCUUUCGUUCUGGAACCAUCUGUCCCCUUCCUUGACUUUGCUCUCCCUUG
Messenger RNA from Myripristis murdjan (pinecone soldierfish), 4135 nucleotides. RefSeq names its product adhesion G protein-coupled receptor G6 (gene adgrg6). Gene Ontology annotation, molecular function: G protein-coupled receptor activity; laminin binding. The transcript is spliced from 29 exons. The record is from RefSeq and is a predicted model, not a curated record. Lineage: Eukaryota; Metazoa; Chordata; Actinopteri; Holocentriformes; Holocentridae. Gene Ontology annotation, biological process: myelination in peripheral nervous system; cell surface receptor signaling pathway; heart trabecula formation. Gene Ontology annotation, cellular component: plasma membrane. Bases 1 to 3726 code for a protein of 1241 amino acids.